AUGUCCUUCACAAAUCUCUACUACAAGCGGGCGGUCGCGACUGCCCGGCCCUGCUACAUCUGCUACAAGCCGACGACCACCGUGCUCGCCACUAUCCAGACUAUCGAUUUCAUCUACGUGUGUGACUCCCACCUCUCGGAUCCGGGCUUCGCGAGUCAGGUGGGUGAGGCCAAGGAUGGCAUUGGGGCUGGCGGCGCGAAGAUGGGGCUCUCCCCAGAUGAGAUCGCGAGGGUGAAACAGGAAUGGGAGGAGCGUCAGAAGAAGAAGCAGGGGGAGGAGAAGGAGAAAGGCAAGGAGAAAGAGAAGGAGAAAGAGGAGAAAGAGAAUGACAAGGAUAAGGCGAGCUCGGACAACGGGGACAAGGGCGAGAAGAAGACCGAGACAGGCAGCAAGACCAGCUCGAAACCUGCCUCGAGCCCGAGUUCUGGUACGUCGACUCCCUCUCCGACUGCGAAACCCUCGCAUGAGCGAUACACACUACAUCGUGACUAUUUCGCGAUGCGCCUCGCCGACCAUCGCAAGCGCAGACAGGCAGCUCAGACGAAAGAGCUUGCGCCUCGAUUGCCUGGUGCACCCAAG
This is a messenger RNA of Postia placenta MAD-698-R-SB12, 579 nucleotides long. RefSeq lists its product as hypothetical. The record is from RefSeq and is a predicted model, not a curated record. The transcript has 2 exons. Gene Ontology annotation, biological process: vacuolar transport. The annotation marks the transcript as partial. Gene Ontology annotation, cellular component: endosome. Lineage: Eukaryota; Fungi; Basidiomycota; Agaricomycetes; Polyporales; Adustoporiaceae.